Molecule: messenger RNA, 1627 nt
Organism: Pistacia vera
Lineage: Eukaryota; Viridiplantae; Streptophyta; Magnoliopsida; Sapindales; Anacardiaceae
Product: enolase
Exons: 15
Coding region: 114-1451 (445 amino acids)
Biological process (GO): glycolytic process
Cellular component (GO): phosphopyruvate hydratase complex
Molecular function (GO): magnesium ion binding; phosphopyruvate hydratase activity
Source: RefSeq, a predicted model, not a curated record
GCUCUAAUCAACCUCCCCUCUAUAAAAUACCCGCACCACUCUCGUUCACCCUCGCAACUACUCUGAACACUGUCUAUUUUCACUCCUUCUAGAUCCUUCUAUAAGCUUUAGAUAUGGCUAUCACAAUUGUAUCCGUCAAGGCCAGGCAGAUCUUCGACAGCCGUGGCAAUCCGACGGUCGAGGUUGACGUGAAAACAUCAGAUGAUCACUUGGCAAGAGCUGCUGUUCCAAGUGGUGCUUCAACUGGAAUUUAUGAGGCUCUUGAAUUAAGAGAUGGAGGCUCAGACUACCUUGGAAAAGGUGUAUUGAAGGCUGUUGAGAAUGUCAAUGCAAUCAUUGGUCCAGCUCUCAUUGGCAAGGACCCAACCAAGCAGACUGAAAUUGACAAUUUCAUGGUUCAACAACUUGACGGAACCGUAAAUGAGUGGGGUUGGUGCAAACAGAAGCUUGGAGCAAACGCCAUUUUGGCAGUGUCUCUUGCAGUCUGCAAAGCUGGUGCCCAUGUCAAGAAGAUUCCACUGUACAAGCAUAUUGCUGAACUUGCUGGUAACAAGAAGUUGGUGUUGCCAGUACCUGCUUUCAAUGUCAUCAAUGGUGGAUCACAUGCAGGCAACAAACUUGCUAUGCAGGAGUUUAUGAUUCUUCCUGUUGGAGCGUCUACUUUCAAUGAGGCCAUGAAGAUGGGUGUUGAAGUAUAUCACCAUUUGAAGGCUGUGAUUAAGAAGAAGUACGGUCAGGAUGCAACAAACGUUGGUGAUGAGGGUGGUUUUGCACCUAACAUUCAGGAAAACAAGGAAGGACUCGAGUUGCUCAAGACAGCCAUUGCCAAAGCUGGUUACACUGGCAAAGUUGUCAUUGGAAUGGAUGUUGCUGCAUCUGAGUUCUAUGGUUCAGAUAAGACAUAUGAUCUUAACUUCAAAGAAGAGAAAAAUGAUGGUUCACAAAAGAUCUCAGGAGAUGCAUUAAAAGAUCUUUACAAGUCAUUUGUUUCCGAGUAUCCUAUUGUGUCGAUCGAAGAUCCAUUUGACCAGGAUGACUGGGAGCACUAUGCCAAGAUGACUGGUGAAAUUGGAGCGAAUGUACAAAUUGUGGGAGAUGAUCUAUUGGUUACCAAUCCUAAGAGGGUUGAGAAGGCUAUCAAAGAGAAGAGUUGCAAUGCCCUUCUCCUCAAGGUCAACCAAAUUGGAUCUGUAACUGAGAGCAUUGAAGCAGUCAAGAUGUCCAAGAGAGCUGGGUGGGGAGUGAUGGCUAGCCACCGCAGUGGUGAGACUGAAGAUACUUUCAUUGCUGAUCUCUCAGUUGGCUUGGCCACGGGGCAAAUUAAGACUGGAGCACCAUGCAGGUCAGAGCGUCUUGCAAAGUACAAUCAGCUUCUGAGAAUUGAGGAAGAGCUUGGUGCUGAAGCAGUUUAUGCCGGAGCAAAUUUCCGCACUCCUGUUGAACCAUACUAGAGUUUGAGUGUUCGAUGAUAAACUGUUGUGAUAGAUAUGCUGGAGUUUUACUUUCACCUAAUAAGUUUAUUCUGUGUAGUACAGGUCGGCGGUUAGUUUUUACAUGAUCCAGAUCUUUUCUUAAUAAUUUUGAAAGGAGUUUUGUCUGAGAGUUUGAAAAGGUUGUUUCUGAAACU